AUGAAUGUAAAUAAAGUGGAAAACAGAAAUGUUUUCGAGUGCAUAGAAAUGGAUGAGAUAAAAAAAAUUACAACAUAUGAAGAAAACUCAGAUGAUAAUAUAAUUUUUGAUGACUUAAGUGAAUACUCUCCAAGUAUUAUAAGUAAUAAUGAUAAUAUUAAUGAAGAGAAAAAAAUAUUAGAUGAUAAAUUAUUAAAGAGUAUGAUAAAUUCUGAAAACCUUUUAAAAAACAAUCAAUUUAAUUGGUAUGAUAAUUUAGAUAUAGAUGAUUAUAAAGAUAAUUCUAUAAUUAUGGAGAAUGCUAGUAAACUCAAUAAUAUAAUCUUACAACAUUCUACUGUUUCUAUGAAUCCAAAAAAUAUUAUAGAUAAUAAUAUAUUUCUAACAAACAAAGAAAUUAAUACAUUCCAAAUAAAUAAUAUUAAUCUUACACAACAAAAUAGUUUCAUUAAUAUGAACACAAUCAAUAUUAAUAAUGAUAAUUAUGAACACAAUGUAAGUGAAGAUAUUUGUGAUACAACUAAAAGUGAUAAUUCCUUUUUAGAUAUUGAUCAAGAUAAUAAUAAAAUAAAAAUAGAACAGCAAGAAAUUAAAGUGGUAAAAGGAAAUAAUUCUGAAAAGAAAUCUUCGUCAAACGAAUUGACAAAUGGUAUCAAUGAUCCAUCAACAAAUGGUAUCAAUGAUCCAUCAACAAAUGGUAUCAAUGAUCAAUCAACAAAUGGUAUCAAUGAUCAAUCAACAGAGGUUCAAAAUAAUCAAAAUAUAUCCUUAAACCAUAUGGAUGAAGAAAAAAAAAAUGUUAACGAUGACAGUUUUAAUGUUCCCCUUCAUAUUAAUAUAACACAACCAUUUUCUCUCACAUGUAAUCAAAAUGAUGAAUCGGCUUUUAAAAGAAUGCAUAGUAAAAACAAUAUUGUGAAAAAAAAAAAUCAAGAUAAAGAAGAUUGUAUACAAAAUGAAAAUAAUAAUACCAAAAAAGAAGAUAUAGGAGGAAUAAAAGAUAAAUUUAAUUUAUUAAAUAAACUGAAGGCUAAACAAAAAAAUACAGAAUAUUCAAAUAGCUCCCUUUCUAGUCUUAGCGAUGCUGUAACGAAUAAUAAAACGUUGAAACAUUUUUCAACAUCAAGUUAUAAUAAAAUAAAAUCAAAAAAAAGUAAAAAUUUUAUAAACAAUAAAGAUAGUGAUCUUUCAUUUAUUGAUAAAAAAGGAAAAGAAAAAAAUAAAUAUAAUACUAGUGAAGAUGAAAUAUCUGACAACAGUAAAGAUGAUGUAUAUGAUAAUAAUUCUCAAAAUGUUUCGGUUGAAGAACAAAAUAAUAUGAAAAAUAUUAUUAGUAAAAUAGAAGAAUCAGUACACAAAAAAAAAAAAAAAAAAAAAAAAAAAAAAAAAUUAAAUCACACCAAUAAUAAUAAUAAUAAUGAUGAUGAUGAUAGUAAUAAUAUGGAUGAAGGUUUAAAUGAAAAUAAUCCAAGUGAAGAUCAAUAUUCUUCCGAGGAUACCUUAAAAGAUAAUAUGAACUCUCAUUAUGAUAAUAUGAAAUCACAUUAUGAUAAUAUGAAAUCUCAUUAUGAUAAUAUGAACCCUCAUUAUGAUAAUAUGAACAUGAUUCAUACAAGUAACCAAUAUAAUGAUUCUAAUAAAAUAAAUUAUAAUAAUUUUAAUUCAAACGAGUCUGAUGAUGAUAAUCCUAUUGAAGGAGACAUAAUGAAUAAUUUCAUGUCCUUAUCAACUCGUAUAAAUAAUAAUGAUAAAAAAAAAUUAACACGCUCUUCCAUGAGUAGUUCUUUAAAAACAUAUAAUUCAUAUAAUUUUAAAAAUGUGACAUGUAUAAAUAAUAGUGAUAAGAAUUUAAAUUCUUUUUUGAAGAAAAAAAUGCAUACCACUGGUAAUAUGUAUGAUAUAAAGGUACCUAUUAAAAAAUACUUCCAGGGUUUAAAAAAAAUUAAUAAUUUAUUAUCAAAAGAUAAUAAUAAUAAUAAUAAUAAUAAUAAUUUUGAAAGUGAUGAAAAUAUAAAUGAUUUUAUUAAUGAUGAUGAAAAGGAAGUUGAUGAUUCUGAACCUAUUGUAAAUAAUAAUGACAAUCAUGUGAAUAAAAAAACUAUGGAAAAUAUUAACAACAUGAACAAUGAAAAUAUUACUCAUGAUGAAAAUAAUAUUAUGUAUUUAAGACAAAAGGAUAGUAAUAAUACUAGCUUUGAUAAUUAUUGGGAUGUCGAUAAUAUUAAUAAAAGAGGACCAUUUCCAUCAUCAAAGUUGAGUGCUUUUCUAAACGAAAAUUUAAAUGAAAAUUUAAAUGAAAAUUUAAACGAAAAUGUAAAUGAAAAUGUAAAUAAUGAUGGCGUUAAUAAUAUAGGACUUAAUAAUAUACAUUAUAGUGAUAAUAAAGAGGAUGAUAAAAAACUUAAUAAUUAUGUUAUGGAAGAAAAUUACCUUGUUGAAACGUCUAUACACAAUAAAAAGAACAACUUAAUAAACACUCCAUAUGAGAAUCCUAUGAAUAUAAAUACAAAUGAAUAUUAUCUGUCUAAUAAUAUAAAAGACGAUAUAGAAGUUUCUAUUAAUAAAAAUACAAAUAAAAAUAUAAUUAAUUUAUAUGAAAAUAAUUUUAAACGUAUAUCACAAUGUCCUCUUGAAGAAAAACGAAUAAAUCACGUGUUUAAAACGUUUUUAAACAAUGAAGAUUUAGAUAUGCAUAUAAAUAAAAAUACAGAUAACAAAGAGGAAACUCAAAAAAUUAAAGAGAUUAAAGAUAUAAUUAUGAAGUAUGCAAAUAAUAGCAGUUAUUAUAAAGAUGGAGAUUUGGCAUCUAACCAUGUGAAUAAUAAUGAUCCUAAUAAAAAUGUGCAUAAUAAUAAUCAUAAUAAUUAUAAUGGUAAUAAUUUUUUUGUUGAGAAUAUAACACCAGAAGAAAGAAAUAAAAUAAACGAAUUUUUAAAAAAGCAUAAUGAUCCAUAUAAUAUAGAGAAAAGCACUAGAAUUCUUAAUCAAGGUGAAGGUAAAUUAAAAGUGAAUCCUACGGGUGAUAUAAAUGUUCAGAAGGGAGGUGAUUCUAUGAACAGUCCGGGUAGUAAUAGAAACAAGGAUGAUACUAAUAACAAUGGUAGUCAUAAUAAUAAUAAUAAAAAUAAAAAUAAUAUAAAUGAUAGUACCAAUAGUAGUAGUAAUAAUAAUCGUAAUAAUAAUGAUGAUGGUAAUGAUGAUGAUGAUGAUAAUAAUAAUAAGAAUAACAGAAAUAAUAACAAUCUUAGUAGUGCUAAUAAUACAAAUGAAAUUAAUUCGAAAGUAAAAAGACGAAUUAUUGAUUGUAGAAAUAAUAGAUUAGAUUGGGGAACAACUCAGGUUAUAAUAGAUAUUGAUGAUACUAUAAGAUCAAGUGGAGGAUAUAAAUUUUUUAAUUAUAAUUUAGGAGGUGUGGAUGCACAAUAUCAAAGAGGAGAAACAUAUCCAGGAUCUUUUCAAUUUAUAUUUGAACUAGCUAUGAAUAAAUUAGCUGCAGAAGCAAAACCAUUAUUAUUAUCUGUGUUAACAGCUCGAAUUCCUCAAGUACCUAUAACAGAAGAUUCUUAUUUAAAUAAAAAAUUCAAUGAAGUAGCUGAAAGAAGAGGUAUAAAACAUUGGGGUAUAGAUUGUGAAAAUAAGAUAUUAUAUUCAACAUUGAAAGAAUGGGUAUGGAAUGAAACAAGAGGUGAAAAGAAAUUUUUUAAUUUUAAACAAUUACAUAAAUAUGUAAUACAACAAAAUUCUUUAGUUAGAUAUAUAUGGAUAGGAGAUACAGGUGAUAUGGAUAGACAAGCUGGAGAACUUAUGAUCAAAACAUUCCCUCAAAGAAUUAAAGCAGUCUUUCUUCAUCAUGUCAAAGGAAAAGAUGAUAAUACACUACUUCCAAGUGAUUAUUUUAUUAAAUCUGUACCUAUCUUUUUUUUUCGUACUUAUAUCGGAGCAGCAACCAAAGCACAUGCAUAUAACUUAAUAGAUAAAAAAGGAUUAACAAGAGUAUUAGUACAAGCUGUUCUAGAUCUAGAAAAAAGUAAAGUACCUGCAGAUUCAUCAAAGUGGGAAGAUUUAAUAAAAGAUAUUAUUUUAAGUGAUGCAUUAGAUGAACUAGAUAAAUAUAAUGCUGAAACGGUUAAUAGAACUAAAAGAAUUAUAGCACAAAAAAUGAAAGAAAUAUCAGAAAGGAAAUUACAUUUUAUAAGUUAA
Molecule: messenger RNA, 4200 nt
Organism: Plasmodium adleri (nom. inval.)
Lineage: Eukaryota; Apicomplexa; Aconoidasida; Haemosporida; Plasmodiidae
Product: conserved Plasmodium protein, unknown function
Exons: 1
Coding region: 1-4200 (1399 amino acids)
Source: RefSeq, a predicted model, not a curated record